Molecule: messenger RNA, 675 nt
Organism: Mucor velutinosus
Lineage: Eukaryota; Fungi; Mucoromycota; Mucoromycetes; Mucorales; Mucoraceae
Product: ribosomal protein L36
Exons: 4
Coding region: 1-675 (224 amino acids)
Source: RefSeq, a predicted model, not a curated record
AUGAAGAGCGUUCGCUUGUCAUUCAGAAGGAAAUUCGAUGAUCAAUAUACCUUUGAUCUCCAGAAUAAUCUUACAAUACAUGACUUCCAUUCGAUUGUUGGUCUUUUCAAUCAAGCUGCACGUUUGAGAGCACCACCCGGCCCCAAAAUAUUCUGGUUUGGCACACUAUUCACCAUGUGGAUGACUGCAGCAACAUCCUUCUAUCUGCUCUGGAUUCAUUUAAAUAAUCCCUACAUUCUGGUAGUAUUACCCGCCCUCAUUAUUAUCAGCUCAUUGUUCUUGAUUUGGCUGCAUCGAAGCCGACGAACAAAGUUUGAGAAAAACAUUCUCGAAAUUUGUUGUCGGUUGAAUGCUACCGAGAAUAUUCGUGGCAUUAACUUUCGGUUCAUCAAAAACGGCCUUGAUGUUACGCCUUACAGAAUCCAGUCAUUAUCCGGUUUAAAAGCGUCUUAUGCUAUUGACAUUGAGUUUGACGACCGUUUCAAUGCCUUGAGGAGCCGUCAAUUCAACCGACGUUCGCCAUCAGAAGACGAUAUAGGCUACAUCCCACCACCAAAAUCAGCCCAUUUCAAUCAAUAUGUUGUCGAUGAAAAAAAUGACAAUUGCAUGUUCCAAGAUCCUCCUCCAUCUUGGUCUCCACCUUACAGCGAGAAAUCUGUACAUCAUCUAGUUUAA